Molecule: messenger RNA, 1067 nt
Organism: Manis javanica (Malayan pangolin)
Lineage: Eukaryota; Metazoa; Chordata; Mammalia; Pholidota; Manidae
Gene: VPS29
Product: VPS29 retromer complex component
Biological process (GO): retrograde transport, endosome to Golgi
Cellular component (GO): retromer complex
Source: RefSeq, a predicted model, not a curated record
GGAAGCCUGAGGAAGAGGGCGGCGGUGACUGUGGUGACUGAGCGAAGCCCGGUGACAGGAUGGUUAUCGCGAUUCUGUAACACUUUGAGGUGGCUUACGGACGUGACAGCCAAAAAUAUAUGGCUGGGCACAGAUUGGUGUUGGUAUUAGGAGAUCUGCACAUCCCCCACCGGUGCAACAGUUUGCCAGCUAAAUUCAAAAAACUGCUUGUGCCAGGAAAGAUUCAGCACAUUCUCUGCACUGGAAACCUUUGCACCAAAGAGAGUUAUGACUAUCUCAAGACUCUGGCCGGUGAUGUUCAUAUUGUGAGAGGAGACUUCGAUGAGAAUCUGAAUUACCCAGAACAGAAAGUUGUGACUGUGGGGCAAUUCAAAAUUGGUUUGAUCCAUGGACAUCAAGUUAUUCCAUGGGGAGAUAUGGCCAGCUUAGCCCUGUUGCAGAGGCAGUUUGAUGUGGACAUUCUUAUCUCAGGACACACACAUAAAUUUGAAGCAUUUGAGCAUGAAAAUAAAUUCUACAUUAACCCAGGUUCUGCCACUGGAGCAUAUAAUGCCUUGGAAACAAACAUUAUUCCUUCAUUUGUGUUGAUGGAUAUCCAGGCUUCUACAGUUGUCACUUAUGUGUAUCAGCUAAUUGGAGAUGACGUGAAAGUAGAACGAAUUGAAUACAAAAAAUCUUAAAGCUAGGCCUGUCUUGAUGAUUUUUCAUUUGGGUUUUUUUUUUCAUUCCCCUGUUCAAAUGAAGUUAAUUAAACAUAUAAAAGUGAUAUAAAAAUUCUAUCACUUUUAUACUAUUUUGCAGUAAAACAUAGUAUCAUCUUCUGUUAAUACAAUGCUCUAAGCUUCUUAUAAACUAUAAGAACGUAUUUAGUUUGAGUAUAUGAUUUCUAUGAAAAAAUGUCCUCCACACAGUAAAUGGUCAUGUGUUAAGAAAAAUUUAUCCUUGUAAAUAUCUUGAAAGUUGAUAUUUGGAGCUUUAUUACAAAAGUAGUGCAUGAGGAAAAAGAAUCUAGACUUUCUUGUAUACAUUUCUCUUCUCCAAUAAUAAACAGUUACCUUUCAUUUAUA